Messenger RNA from Rhagoletis pomonella (apple maggot), 828 nucleotides. Its product is annotated as AN1-type zinc finger protein 2B-like. The coding region runs from base 19 to 594 and encodes 191 amino acids. The record is from RefSeq and is a predicted model, not a curated record. Gene Ontology annotation, biological process: protein targeting to ER; proteasome-mediated ubiquitin-dependent protein catabolic process. Lineage: Eukaryota; Metazoa; Arthropoda; Insecta; Diptera; Tephritidae. The transcript is spliced from 3 exons. Gene Ontology annotation, cellular component: cytoplasm; endoplasmic reticulum. Gene Ontology annotation, molecular function: zinc ion binding.
GGGCCACGUCGCAAGGAUAUGCAAGUGCCAAUUUGCCCUCUAUGUGGUGAACCAGUGCCCACAGCACCUGGAGUCGAGCCUGAUCUAACCGUCGGGCGUCAUAUCGAUCAGCAAUGCAAGUCAGACACAAAAAAAAUAUACACAAAUCGUUGUAGUUAUAAAAAUUGUAAAAAGAAGGAGCUUAUACCAGUCAACUGCACGGAAUGUAGAAGAAAUUUUUGUCUACGCCACCGUCAUACCACAGAUCAUGGAUGCAGAGGUGCUUCCGUUGCAAGUGUAGUUAAGCGUGCUAUGGCAGCAAAUGCAGCUGAAUACAGGCGUACUAACAAGCCAACUUCACUAUUUAAUGGGCAACCUAGACGUAAUCCCAUAGCAACUGGAACACAAGUGCAAAAUAUUCAAGGAAAUAUGACUGAAGAUGAGGCGCUAGCUCGUGUCCUUGCUCUGUCAAUUAUGGAGUUAGAUGAGAAUGCAGAUCGUGAACGGCGAAAUCCAACUGCUGUCAAUGCGGCAGUACAAGCUAAUGCUACAGUACGCGUUGGCGGGCGUGAUGAGCAAUCCUCAAAUGUAAAAGACAAAUGUCUGCUUUCGUAGUUCGAUUUAGCUGUUUUAAUGGUAGAAGUUGUAGUUUAACAAUUUAAAGAUAUUCUUUAGUAGUUUACAAGUAUCUAAAUACAUACUUACUAUACAUAAAAUAACUUCUGCAGCGGUAAUUUAAUCAAUGAAUGUCACAUGCUAAGGGCCGGUUACUCAAUAUCUGGUUAACACUAAUCUGUGGUUAAACAUCGUUAUCGACGUAUUCGACUCCAUGCAUAUGUCGUUCCCACG